This is a messenger RNA of Vigna angularis (adzuki bean), 1602 nucleotides long. RefSeq lists its product as uncharacterized. Lineage: Eukaryota; Viridiplantae; Streptophyta; Magnoliopsida; Fabales; Fabaceae. Gene Ontology annotation, biological process: regulation of DNA-templated transcription. Bases 1 to 1602 code for a protein of 533 amino acids. The record is from RefSeq and is a predicted model, not a curated record. The transcript is spliced from 4 exons.
AUGACUUAUGAUUUAGGAUUUGUUGUGGUAAUAGUAAGAUCUGACAUAGCUACUGGUGUACAGGGAAGAAAAACGUUCGUCAUACUUGGAUGUGAAAGAGGGGGAAAAUAUAGGAAAUACAAAGCUGAUGCAGUAGCUAGUGUAUAUGGCACUCGUAAAUGUGAAUGUCCAUUUAGAUUAAAGGAUAAACCAUGUUUAGAUGGGGCCGGAUGGGUGUUGAAGGUGAUGUGUGGACAUCACAACCAUGAGUUGGCUGAAACUUUAGUUGGUCACCAUUAUGCUGGCAGGUUAAAUACGAGUGAGAAGUCAUUACUGGUUGAUAUGACAAAGAGGUUAACCUUCUCAACAACAUUUGCUUUCUUGUCUACUGAAAGGCAGAGUAAUUUCACAUGGGCUUUGGAAAAGCUGAAAUGUUUAUUUUUAACAUCUGAGGGUGGUCCUAAAGUCAUUGUCACUGACCGAGACUUGGCUUUGAUGAAUGUCAUUGCAAAUGUAUUCCCUGAGUCAUAUCAGAUGUUAUGUCGGUUCCACAUCCUUAAAAAUGUUAAAGCUAAAUGCAAAAUAUUAGUUCAUUCUACUGAGGUUUGGGAAGUGUUGAUGGAUGCAUGGGAAAAUGUGAUGGAUUGUGCUGAUGAAAGCUUGUUUGCUGACACAUACUUUGUAAAGUUCUGGGCGAACAAAGUAAUGCAUUUAGGGAACACAACCACAAAUAGGGCUGAAUCUGCUCAUUGGAGCCUGAAGAAAGUUCUGGGCAAUAGUAUGGGUGAUUUGUGUUCUUGUUGGGAUAAUAUUCAUAACGUCAUUAUCCUACAACACAACAAGAUUAAGGCGUCAUUUGAAAGUAGUUUGUUGCUUACGAGUGACCAUUUUAAAGGCUGCAGAUAUAGAGAACUUAUUGGGCGUGUGUCUCGAUAUGCAUUGGAUCUCAUUGCUAAGGAAUUGAAAAUAGUGCAGCAGAUAGGAUUGGACUCCUCAAAGUGUGGAUGCGUAUUGAGACGUACAUUUAGUGUCCCAUGUGCAUGUGAAUUAGCACGAUAUAAUCCUAGGAUGAUCCCCAUAGGUGAAUUUCAUAUCAUGUGGCGAAGAUUGCAUUUCUCAAAUGUUGAAUUAAAUGAAACCGAGCCUCAGUUAUCCAUUAAAGAUGAGUUGAAACAAAUAGAAGAACGAUUCAAUGAGGUUAACAUUGGCGGUAAAGUCACCAUCAAGCAGAAGUUACUUGAGAUUGUUUGUCCUACAUUGACAUCAAUGGUCCCUCCAUUACAUAAAGUCAAGACAAAGGGUGCACAAAAAAGUAAAGUUAAACGAAGUGAAAGGUCUACUACGCGGGAUCCAUCAUAUUUUGAGUAUGUGGACGCCUUUCAUUCAACCAUAGAAUCUUCAUCUGUGAGAAGUAAAUUACAAUCAAAGCCAAAAGCAAUGAAGAAAAGGAGAGUUCCAAUGAUAGACCAGUUUCAUUCUACUACUCACCCCUUCAUUGUAGACGUUGUUGAUGUUGUGGCUGAUGGUCACUGUGGGUAUAGAUGCAUUGUUGCGUUGUUGGGACUUGGAGAAGAUUCAUGGCCCGUUAUCAGGAAUGAGUUGUACAAAGAACUCAGUGCAUGA